Aspergillus sclerotioniger CBS 115572 is the source of this 1794-nucleotide messenger RNA. Its product is annotated as putative siderochrome-iron transporter. The record is from RefSeq and is a predicted model, not a curated record. Bases 1 to 1794 code for a protein of 597 amino acids. Gene Ontology annotation, biological process: transmembrane transport. Gene Ontology annotation, molecular function: transmembrane transporter activity. The transcript is spliced from 6 exons. Lineage: Eukaryota; Fungi; Ascomycota; Eurotiomycetes; Eurotiales; Aspergillaceae.
AUGGCUGGCUGGAGCAGAUUUUUCCGUCCGUCGCAAAGACGGGAAAAGGUCCCUGGACCUAUGACCACUGAUAAUGAGAAGAACAACACAAUCGAUGUCACCGUUCAGGAAUCGAGUGCCACGGCCCCAGAUGGAACCGGGGCGGCAAAGAUCCAAGCCGCUGAGGCAGUGAGUGGCCGCAAAGGCAGACUGGCGAUGAUGAUGGUCAUAUAUGAGUUGGACAACUCGACCGUGGGAACUUACCGCAACUUCGCAACGUCUGAAUUCGAUGCGCUUGCUGAAUUGGCUACGUUGAACACCGCAGCAAGCAUCAUAUCCGCCAUCACCAAACCCCCAAUUGCUAAGGUUUCCGAUGUCAUUGGACGCGGCGAAGCCUAUGUUUUCGCCGUUACCUGCUACGUGGUUUCUUACAUCCUCUGCGCAUCCUCCAAAACGUUCAGCACCUACGCAGGUGGUUAUAUCCUCUAUUCCAUCGGACAAGCCGGCACAUCCUUUCUCAAUGCCACCAUCGUCUCGGAUCUAUCCUCAAUGCGUUGGAGAGGUUUCGCCUACAAUAUCCUCUACGUCCCGUUUCUCAUCAUCCCUUGGGUGUCUGCCUUUAUUGUUCAGAGCGUCGUUGAUGGUAUUGGCUGGCGCUGGGGAAUCGGUAUGUUCGCCAUUUUGAUGCCCUUUGGUGCCAGCUUCAUCAUCACCACCCUCCUUGUAUUCCAACAACGGGCCAAGCGGUCGGGUCUUGUACUAAACGAACAGCUCAAUCUAUAUGAUUUCUGUUCCCGUAUCGAUCUGGGUGGGCUUCUUAUUCUAAGCGGCAGUUUCGCUUUGAUUCUACUUCCCAUCACGCUGGCUGCUACUUCUGCCAGCCGAUGGAAGACUCCAUGGGUCGAUGCUCUAAUUGCAGUGGGCGUGGUGAUUCUGGCCUGUCUUUACCCAUAUGAGAAAUAUGUGGCCCGACAUCCUGUGGUUCCUGUGCGCUACUUCCGUAGCCUUUCGGUUAUGAUCCCGGUAGUUUUGGUUUGCAUCGACAACAUUAGCUUUGGCGCCACACAUACGUAUUUGUAUGUCUGGUCUGAGGUAUCACACAACUUCUCGGCGCGCAACGCCCAGUUCCUCUACUAUACCAACGGCAUCAUGCAAGCUUUGGUCGGCAUGGGUACUGGGCUGCUGAUGUACCGUCUACGAUCCUAUAAAUGGAUUGGAGUCGCUGGAGCGAUUAUUCGGAUGGUUGGAUAUGGGGUUAUGGUUCGCCUCCGCACCAACCAGAGCUCUGUGACCGAGCUAUUCAUUGUGCAGUUAGUCCAGGGAGUUGGAAGCGGUAUCAUCGAGACGGUGGGCAUUGUGGCAGCCCAGAUCUCAGUGUCGCAUGCUGAGCUGGCCCAGGUCACGUCAUUGGUGAUGCUAGCCGCGUAUCUGGGCAACGGCAUAGGUUCUGCGAUUGCAGGGGGAAUCUAUUCCGGGCAGCUACGUCAGCAGCUACGGUCGCAUUUGGGGUCCGGUGUAAAUGAGGCCACAGUGGAUAGGCUGUACAAUUCGAUCACCGGCACGCUGCCAGCCUGGGGAUCAGCGGAGCGAACAGCGAUUGACAGAGCGUACUCGGAUGUAAUGGGGUCUAUUACUAUUGCCGCCCUGGCAUUCUCUGCCCCGGUAGUGAUUUUAUCCUUGUUCUUACCCAACAAGAAACUUGGAGACGGGCAUAAUCGUGUGCAAGGCCAACAGGCUCCUGUUCGCUCUGACUCCACGCUGGUGGAUGAGAGGAAUGGGCGUGGAGGGGCCUCGGGCCCUGCAGCCAAGGCUUGA